Beauveria bassiana ARSEF 2860 is the source of this 951-nucleotide messenger RNA. Its product is annotated as histidinol phosphate phosphatase HisJ family protein. Bases 1 to 951 code for a protein of 316 amino acids. The record is from RefSeq and is a predicted model, not a curated record. The transcript is spliced from 3 exons. Gene Ontology annotation, cellular component: cytoplasm. Gene Ontology annotation, molecular function: histidinol-phosphatase activity. NCBI's taxonomy places the organism in Eukaryota, Fungi, Ascomycota, Sordariomycetes, Hypocreales, Cordycipitaceae. Gene Ontology annotation, biological process: L-histidine biosynthetic process.
AUGGCGUUUACAAUGCACUCCCACUCGGGCCAGUUUUGCAGCCACGCUGUAGACCAGCUCGAGGACAUUAUCAAGCACGCCAUUUCGGUCGGCUUCAAGACGAUUGGUCUCACGGAGCACAUGCCGCGCUACCAUGAGAGCGAUCUGUACCCAGAAGAGCUCAUAAGCUCCGGCGCCGAAGCCGCGCUCGCCGCGCUUCCUCGCCGCCACGAGGCGUACCUCGCCGAGGCGCAGCGUCUGCAGGCCGCCUACGCGUCCCAGAUUCACGUCCUCAUCGGCUUCGAGGCCGAGUUCAUCCGGCCCGCGUACGGUCCGCUCGUCACCCAGCUCGCCGCCGCGUCGCCCUGCGUCGACUACUUCAUCGGCUCCGUGCACCACGUCCACGGCGUGCCCAUUGACUACGACGCCGCCACGAUGCGCGCCGCCAUUGCCGCCUCGUCGCGCGGCACCGAGGAGGCGCUCUACGAGGACUACUACGACCUGCAGCACCAGAUGCUCGCGGCGCUGCGGCCUCGCGUCGUCGGCCACUUUGACCUCGUGCGUCUGCUCAGCGAGGAUCCGGCCCGGGAUGUGCGGCAGUGGACGGGGGUGUGGGAGCGCGUCCGGCGCAACUUGAGGCUAGCGGCUGAGCAGGGCGCGUGGCUCGAGUGCAACAGCGCGGCGCUGCGCAAGGGCCUGGCGGAGCCGUAUCCGUGUCGCGUCAUUGCAGAGGAAUGGCUCAGACUCGGCGGCAAAUUCACAUUGUCCGACGAUAGUCACGGCAUCGGCCACGUCGCCACAAACUAUCUCGGCGCCGUCAAAUACCUGCAGAGCCUCGGCGUCGAGCACGUCUGGACGUUUCGGCGACGUCCGCAUCCAUACGCGUCAGAUCAAGGCCGCGCGACGCUCGAGGAUGUCGCGGUGCCGCUGGCCGAGAUUCGCGCGCAGUUUGAGCCUGUUGCCGAGCAAUAA